AAUAUGCUCCUCUUGCUCUUGGCGAGCAAACGAGCAGCAGCGUCCUCACAGCUCCAGCGCCGGGGUCUCCAUUCCCUCGCAGCGUUCGCGGGAUCGAGCGAGGAUGAUCCCGAGAGGAUCUCCAGCAAGAGCUACGCCCGCAAAUUCGCCGACCUCGACGGCGUCUCGCGAGCCCUAAGCGCGGGCGCAUCCUACAGCUCUCUCCUCCAAGAAUGCGGCCAUCGCCGAUCGCUCGCCCAGGGUAAGCUCGUCCACUCCCACAUCCUCGAGCAGCGCCGGAUGCACAUCUACGUCGAGAAUCUGCUCGUCCAGAUGUAUGGCAAAUGCGGCAGCGUCGCCGAUGCUCUCGCGGUUUUCCACGCGAUCGAGCAUCCAAACUCGGUCUCCUGGACGCUCAUCGUCGCGGCAUUUGCCCGGAAUGGGCAUUACCGGGAGGCGCUUGGCUACUACCGGAGGAUGGUGCUGGAAGGAUUGAGGCCGGAUGGAGCGAUGUUUGUGGUGGCGAUCGGGGUGUGCUCCAGCUCCAAAGAUCUCAAGCAAGGCCAGCUCCUCCACGCGAUGAUCCUCGAGACCCGGCUGCUGGAGUUUGAUAUCAUCCUCGGCACCGCGCUCAUCACCAUGUAUGCCAGGUGCCGGGAUCUCGAGCUCGCCCGGAAGACCUUCGAUGAGAUGGGAAAGAAAACUUUGGUCACCUGGAACGCACUGAUCGCUGGCUACUCGCGAAACGGGGAUCACAGGGGUGCUCUCAAGAUCUACCAGGACAUGGUUUCCAAGUCUGUCAAGCCGGACAAGCCAACUUUCCUGGCUGUUCUCGACGCUUGCUCGAAGCUUGGAUCUCUUUCGGAGUUGCGGAUGCUCCAUCUCGACAUACUCGAGCAAAAGAUGGCGGCCGACUUGAUCAUCGGGACUACUCUCGUCAGCGCCUAUGGGAAGUGCCGGAGCCUCAAGGAUGCUGAGGCGGCCUUCAGCUCGCUCGCCACGAAAAACGUCGUGUCGUGGAACGCGAUGAUCUCGGCCUACUGCCACAAUGGCCGUCCCGAGAAAUCGCUCGAGCUCUUCCACGAGAUGGAGCCGCAGGAGGUGAAGAGGGACGCUACCACUUUCAUGUCCGUGCUCGAAGCUUGCGCUACUAUGAAGUCGCUCCAGCAGGGAAGGCUCGUCCACGCAGCGCUCGAGGGCAGCGGCUUUGAUCUAAACUCUUUCGUCACCGGCACGGUGGUAAACAUGUACGCGAAGUGUGGGAGCUUGCAAGACGCCCGCAGAGCGUUCGACAAGAUGGCGACCAAGACAACGUGUGCAUGGACAACGAUGAUCACGGCCUAUGCACAGCUCGGGUCUCCCAGGAAAGCUCUCGAGCUAUACCACGCCAUGGAGCCCGAAGGAAUGAAGCCGGAUGCAAUCACCUUCUCCAGUGCUUUGUACGCGUGCACGGUCGUCGGAGACAUCUCUCAAGGCAGGGAAAUCGAGGCUCGCACGGUAGCAAGCGGCUAUGCCUCGGACUCGAUUGUCCAGAAUGCGCUCAUCAACAUGUACUCCAAGUGUGGAAGCUUGGAGUCGGCCAGGAAAGUUUUCGAUCGGCUCAAGAACAGGGACGUGAUAGCCUGGAACACGAUGAUCUCCGGGUAUGCCAAGCAGGGUGCCGCUACACAGGCUCUCGAGCUUUUCCAACGGAUGGGACCGAACGAUCCAAAGCCAAACGUGGUGACUUUCAUUGGCCUCCUCACCGCUUGCACCAACUUGGAGGACUUGGAGCAGGGAAGAGCCAUCCACAGGAAAGUGAGAGAGGACGGCUACGAGUCGGACUUGGUGAUCGGCAACGUCCUUCUCAACAUGUAUACCAAGUGUAGCAGCAGCUUGGAGGAGGCAAGGCAGGUCUUCGAGAGAAUGCGUACGAGGGACGUGAUAACUUGGAACAUACUGAUCGUGGCAUACGUGCAGUAUGGACAGGCCAAGGACGCUCUCGACAUCUUCAAGCAAAUGCAGCUAGAAAACGUCGCUCCAAACGAGAUCACGCUCAGCAACGUCCUCAGCGCCUGUGCUGUUCUCGGUGCCAAGCGUCAAGGCAAGGCAGUCCACGCGCUCAUCGCUUCCGGAAGGUGCAAGGCCGACGUCGUCCUGGAGAACUCGCUCAUGAACAUGUAUAACCGGUGCGGCAGCCUCGACGAUACAGUGGGGGUCUUCGCGGCUAUCCGUGACAAGAGCUUGGUAUCCUGGAGCACUCUCAUCGCCGCCUAUGCUCAGCACGGUCACUCGAGGACGGGGCUGGAGCACUUCUGGGAGCUCUUACAGGAAGGCUUGGCAGCCGAUGACGUGACUAUGGUGAGCACUCUCUCGGCCUGCAGCCAUGGAGGGAUGCUCAAGGAAGGCGUCCAGACUUUCCUCUCCAUGGUCGGGGACCACGGCCUCGCUCCAGACUACCGGCACUUUCUCUGCAUGGUAGACCUCCUGAGCCGAGCAGGGAGGCUGGAGGCUGCCGAGAACCUCAUCCACGACAUGCCGUUCUUGCCGGACGCGGUUGCCUGGACGAGCCUACUAAGCGGCUGCAAGCUACACAACGACACGAAGCGAGCGGCUCGAGUAGCGGACAAGCUCUUCGAGCUGGAAUCGGAGGAUGAGCACUCGACCGUGACGCUUCUGUCCAACGUUUACGCGGAGGCUGGGAGAUGGGACGACGUUCGAAAGACGAGGAACCGGAGAGCCGCUAGGAAGAACCCAGGCUGCAGUUAUAUCGAGAUCAACGACACGGUGCACGAGUUUGUGGCCGGGGACAAGUCUCAUCCCGAGGAGGAGCUCAUCGCCGCGGAGAUAAAGAGGCUGAGCAAGCAGAUGAAGGACGCUGGCUACGUCCCGGACAUGAGGAUGGUGCUGCACAACGUCAAGGAGGAAGAAAAGGAGCAAAUGCUGUGCUACCACAGCGAGAAGCUGGCGAUUGCUUACGGCUUGAUAUCCACACCGCCUGGGACGCCGCUCCACAUCGUCAAGAACUUGCGAGCUUGCGUCGACUGUCACGCGGCCGCCAAGUUUAUCUCCAGGAUCGUGGGCCGGAAAAUCGUGGUCAGGGACUCCACUCGCUUUCAUCACUUCGAGAACGGUUCAUGCUCUUGCAAAGACUAUUGGUGAGGUGAUGGAGUUUCUUUUCUUUUUAUCGCCUGUGACCAGCCAUAGCACUUCGUCUGGAGUUAUUUCUAUAUUGCUUUCAAGUUUCGGAAGAACCGAUAAUUCCCUCGCUUUGGCGCUCUCUGCAAGAAGAUGCUUGAAACACAGGACAUAACAACUUCAAAUAACUGGACUCGUUCGUCCCAAAGCACUGAAGGGAAUUCAUUCACACCGCCACAACAACAUGAUUUGAAUGAACCCGGAUGAGAUUUCAAUGAGCCACGACGACCAUAUUGUUUGGGAAUUCAUAUCAAAGCACUGCGUUGGAAGUGGUAAUCUAAUACAAAGACUUUUAACAAGGAGGGAGGCACGGCACAUCCAUCGAAAUCGUGGGAGUUUAGUUGUCAAUCAAGAUCAUGGAGUUGAACUGGAUGUCAAACCAUUCAAAUCGUUUUUCAAGACCAAAUGGUAAGAUCCACGACUCUUUUAACUUAGCCGUUACAGGAGCCGAUCAAUCCAAUCCAUCCAAUCAGUCUAUUUGCUCUCGAUGUUUACAACUUACAAGAACUAGCAAAGAACUAGCAUCUCCUUGAGAACCCAACCGGCGAGAACCACGAAUCAAGUUACAGAAAAAAGAGAGAGAGAGAGAGAGAGAAGUAUUGGCCGCUCGCUCGGGGUGGAGUUUUGAUCAUUGCCCCACUCAUCAAACAAAUUCUAUAGUAAA
Molecule: messenger RNA, 3820 nt
Organism: Selaginella moellendorffii
Lineage: Eukaryota; Viridiplantae; Streptophyta; Lycopodiopsida; Selaginellales; Selaginellaceae
Product: putative pentatricopeptide repeat-containing protein At3g23330
Exons: 5
Coding region: 4-3120 (1038 amino acids)
Biological process (GO): RNA modification
Cellular component (GO): intracellular membrane-bounded organelle
Molecular function (GO): RNA binding; protein binding; zinc ion binding
Source: RefSeq, a predicted model, not a curated record